AUGUAUCGACACACGGCGAUAAAGUCCGCAACAUCGACGAAGCCUGGAGGUGGAGCUACGGUGGCGAAGAGUCCGUAUGCGAAAGUGGAGGCGGAGCUUCCCGAUUCGCGGAAGAGCUUGACGGACUUUUUGGAGGAAGCGAGAGAGUUCGUCGGAGAUGAAGGUCCGCCUCGUUGGUUCUCACCCUUGGAGUGCGGUGCUCAAGCUCCAGGAUCUCCUCUCCUCCUUUUUAUACCUGGUUCAUCAUCUAGAUUCUUCUUUGGAGCUUAUGGCUGCUCCACCUAA
Thlaspi arvense is the source of this 285-nucleotide messenger RNA. Lineage: Eukaryota; Viridiplantae; Streptophyta; Magnoliopsida; Brassicales; Brassicaceae. The record is from the annotation of a GenBank genome assembly.